This is a messenger RNA of Sesamum indicum (sesame), 3107 nucleotides long. RefSeq names its product cellulose synthase-like protein E6. Gene Ontology annotation, cellular component: membrane. Gene Ontology annotation, biological process: cellulose biosynthetic process. NCBI's taxonomy places the organism in Eukaryota, Viridiplantae, Streptophyta, Magnoliopsida, Lamiales, Pedaliaceae. Gene Ontology annotation, molecular function: cellulose synthase (UDP-forming) activity. The record is from RefSeq and is a predicted model, not a curated record.
CCCUAUUUUUUAAUUUUUCUAUUAAUGCAGGAUUUGCUGUACAUUUUGUGUGCACCAUAGACAGAGAGAAAGAGAGAGUGAGAGAAUGAGUGCAAAGAAAGGAGAUGAAGCUGUUCUUCCUUUGUUUGACACAAGAGCAGCAAGAGGUGGAGCAGUCCAUAAACUCUUCUGUUUGACAAUACUAUGUGGGAUAGUCUUGAUAUGGUCAUACAGAUUGAUUCACAUUCCAAGAGCUGGACAACCUGGAAAACAUGCUUGGGCUGCUAUGUUCUUUGCUGAGGUCUUGUUUGGUCUGUAUUGGAUCAUCACUCAGUCUGGCCGAUGGCGUGUCGUCUAUCGCUAUCCAUUCAAAGAUAGGCUCUCUACCAGAUAUGAGGAGAAGAAGUUGCCGGGAGUUGACGUUUUUGUCUGCACAGCAGAUCCUAUAUUGGAGCCACCAUUGCUGGUUAUAAGCACUGUAUUGUCGGUCAUGGCGUACAAUUAUCCUUCCGAAAAGAUCAGCGUUUACUUAUCCGAUGAUGGGGGUUCGGAGCUAACGUUCUAUGCUCUCUUUGAGGCCUCUAGAUUUUCAAAGUAUUGGAUACCCUUCUGCAAGAAAUACAAUGUGGAGCCGAGGUCCCCUGAAGUGUAUUUUUCUUGUCAGAACACCAGCGUAGAUGAAUCCGGUUUCGUCCUAGAUUGGACUAGUGUCAAGGAACGGUAUGAAGAUAUGAAAAGCCGAAUAGAUUCAGCAGCAGGAAAGGGCUGCAUUCCUGAAGACAUCAGGGAUCAACACAAAGGUUUCUCAGAGUGGAAUUCUAAGGUCACAAAGCAGGAUCAUCACUCGAUCGUUCAGAUUCUGAUAGAUGGACGGAAUCCUGAGGCAAUUGAUAUUGAGGGAAACAGGUUGCCGACACUGGUGUACUUGUCCCGAGAAAAGAGACCUGGAUGGCCUCAUAACUUCAAGGCUGGAUCAAUGAAUUCAUUGAUAAGAGUGUCAGCAGAAAUCAGCAAUGCGCCAAUCAUUCUCAAUGUGGACUGUGAUAUGUACUCAAACGAUGGGGACGCAAUACGGGAUGCUCUGUGCUUCUUUCUAGACGAAAAGCAAGGGCAACAGAUAUCCUACGUGCAAUAUCCUCAGAACUAUAAUAACACCGUCAAGAAUGAUGUUUAUGCAAAUCUAAACCUAGCAACUAAUCAAAUUGAGCUUUGUGGUUUGGAUGGUUUUGGCGGAGCUCUAUACGUCGGUACUGGAUGUUUUCACAGGAGGGAAAGCCUAUCUGGAAAGAAGUACUCUGGUAGUCAUAAAAUUGAAUGCCACAGUGUCAUAGACAACAAAGAGGGCAGAUCUGUUAAAGAAUUGGAGGAAGCCUCAAGGACUUUAGCAAACUGUAGCUAUGAGAAGGGCACUCAAUGGGGAAAGGAGAUGGGCCUGGUUUACGGAUGUCCGGUGGAGGACAUAGUCACAGGAUUAGCAAUCCAGUGCAGGGGAUGGAAACCUGUUUAUUACAAUCCAAGCAAGUACGCCUUUCAGGGUGUCUGUCCGACAACCUUAGACAUAUCGCUUAUUCAGUACAAGAGAUGGUCUGAGGGCAUGUUUCAGGUAUUCUUUUCCAAGUACUGCCCCUUCAUCUACGGCCAUCGAAAAAUAAGCUUAGGUGCCCAGAUGGGAUACAGUAUCUACCUUCUCUGGGCUCCGGUUUCGCUCCCCACUCUUUGCUACGUUGUCGUUCCUGCUCUUUCUUUGCUCCGCGACAUUCCCUUAUUCCCUCAGGUGUCCAGCUUAUGGUUCAUACCUUUCGCAUAUGUCUUUGCUGCAAAAACAGCUUACACCCUGGUUGAAGACCUAGUAAUCGGUAAUACAUUGAGGGGAUGGUGGAACUUGCAAAGAAUGGUUCUGAUCAGACGAACGACUGCCUAUUUCUUUGCCUUCAUAGACACCAUCAUCACGCAAUUAGGCCUCUCCCAGACAGCAUUUGCAGUCACAGCAAAAGUAGUGGACGACGAAGCACGGAAGAGGUACAGGAAGGGACUAAUCGAUUUUGGGAGCUCUUCUAUCAUGUUAGUGAUCAUCGCAACGGUUGCAUUGCUGAACCUCUUCAGCUUAGGAUGGGGAAUCAAGAAAGCUCUCUUUUCAGCACCGCAGACGCUUGAGAAGUUGGUAGCUCAAUUGACUAUUUGUGGGAUAAUAGCUAUGCUGAAUUUGCCAGUGUAUGAAGGCCUCUUCUUCCGAAGCGACAAGGGUAGCAUACCGUCCUCAGUUACUUUUGAAAUUGGGAUGCAGAUGAGGCUUUCAGUGACAGCGCUAGCUGUGAUAGUAGUCUUAAGCAGCUUUGGAGGGGCUUUUGGUAUUAGAUUUGUGAUAGAUAGAGAGGAGUGCUUCUCCCACAAGGUGGAAUAUGGCAACACCGUCCAUUUCUCUUUUGUGGUGAUUAAGUCUGAAGGGUCAUGGCAUUACAGUGACGAUGGUGUUGACCUUGUGGUGAAGGGACCAAAUGGUGAACAGAUCCAUGAUAUUCGUGACAAGACAAGUGACAAGCACGAGUUUGUGGCCUACCAACAAGGAGUUUACCGGUUUUGUUUCACUAAUAAGUCCCCCUAUCACGAAACUUUAGACUUUGAUGUUCAUGCUGGCCAUUUCUUAUAUCAUGAUGAGCAUGCUAAAGAUGAGCAUUUUAAACCUCUUUUUGAGCAUAUUGGGAAAUUAGAGGAAGCUUUAUACAAUAUUCAGUUCGAGCAACAUUGGCUGGAGGCUCAGACUGAUCGUCAGGCGAUAGUGAACGAGAAAAUGAGCAGAGGAGCAAUUCACAAGGCAUUAUUUGAAUCGGCUGCUCUGAUUUUGGCAAGCGGCUUGCAAGUCUACAUUUUGCGCCGUUUAUUUGAGAGAAAGCUAGGAGCAUCUAGAGUUUAGUGUUUUUGUUGAAGUCCUCAUUACCUGAAAGAUGAACCUUGAUACAAUCACAUAUGUGCAUGUAUCUUUGAUACAGUUAGCUUCUCUUGUCUUUUUCUCUUUUGAUAAUUAUAUUAUAAAUCCUUUUUAAGAAAUCAGUUAUGUUGCUUUUUUCUUUUUAAGUUUAAUUUCUGGGUAUAAAAAGGUUAGUUGUAUGUAUAGCGAGCAUUUUCUUGGA